AUGUGGGCUCUCCGCUCGCUGCUGCGGGCCGCGGCUGGGCGCACCAUGUCUCAGGGGCCUGCCCGCCGCCAGCGGCCGCCCAAGGACCCGCUACGGCACCUGCGCACGCGGGAGAAGCGUGGCGGAUCGUGGGAGCCCGGCGGACCGAACACUGUGUACCUGCAGGUGGUGGCUGCCGGCGGCCGGGACGCUGGCGCAGCUCUCUACGUGUUCUCCGAGUACAACCGGUAUCUCUUCAACUGUGGAGAAGGCAUUCAGCGACUUAUGCAGGAGCACAAACUGAAGGUUGCUCGUUUGGAUAACAUAUUCCUGACCCGAAUGCACUGGUAUAAUGUUGGGGGGUUGUGUGGAAUGAUUCUCACUUUGAAGGAAACUGGGCUUCCAAAGUGUGUACUUUCUGGACCUCCACAACUGGAAAAAUAUCUUGAAGCUAUCAAAAUAUUCUCUGGCCCCUUGAAAGGAAUAGACCUGGCUGUGCGACCCCACUCUGCGCCAGAAUACAAAGAUGAAACCAUGACAGUUUUCCAGAUUCCCAUAUACAGUGAACAGACUUGUAGAGACCACCAGCCAGCCCAGACACUGGAAAGACCUCCCAGCAGGCUCAGUCCAAAACAGUUGUCAGACUCUGGAUCAACUGAAAGUAAGCAUUACUUUCCAGAUGGUGUUAGCCAGAAAAUGGAUGGCAGGGACCCUUCCUUGGUAGUAGCUUUUGUCUGUAAGCUUCACUUGAAGAAAGGAAACUUCUUGGUGCUCAAAGCAAAGGAUCUGGGCCUCCCAGUGGGGACCGCUGCCAUUGCUCCUAUCAUUGCUGCUGUGAAGGACGGGAAGAGUGUUAAUUAUGAAGGAAGAGAGAUACUGCCUGAAGAGAUCUGUACUCCUCCAGAUCCCGGUCUGGCUUUUGUUGUGAUAGAAUGUCCGGAUGAAGGGUUCAUACAACCCAUCUAUGAAAAUGCUGCCUUCAGGAGGUACCAAGGGAAUGCCGAUGCCCCUGUGGCCCUGGUGGUUCACAUGGUCCCAGAAUCUGUGCUUUUGGACUGUAGAUAUCAGCAGUGGAUGGAGAGGUUUGGGCCUGACACUCAGCACUUGAUCCUGAAUGAGAACUGUUCAUCCGUUCACAAUCUCCGUAGUCAGAAGAUUCAGACACAGCUCAACCUCAUCCACCCAGACAUCUUCCCCCCACUUGCUGACCUCAGCUGUCAGGGAAAAGGUGCUGCCUUCUGUGUGCCCACCAUGCGGGGUGAAUGCCUGCUCAAGUACCAGCUCCGUCCCAGGAGGGAGUGGCAGCGGGAUGCAGUACUUACUUGUAAUCCUGAUGAAUUCAUAGCCGAGGCCCUGGAGCUCCCCAAUUUCCAGGAGAGCGUGCAGGAAUACAAGAAGAGUGUACAAGAUGGGCCUGCCCCAGCAGAGAAAAGAAGCCAGUAUCCAGAAAUAGUCUUCCUUGGAACAGGGUCUGCUAUCCCAAUGAAGAUCCGAAACGUCAGCUCCACACUUGUCAACAUAAGCCCUGACCAGUCUCUGCUACUGGACUGUGGUGAAGGCACGUUUGGGCAGUUGUGCCGUCACUAUGGUGAUGAAGUGGACAGGGUCCUGGGCUCAUUGGCUGCUGUGUUUGUGUCCCACCUGCAUGCAGACCACCACACGGGCUUAUUAAAUAUCCUUCUGCAGCGAGAACGAGCUUUGGCAUCACUAGGAAAGCCAUUGUACCCUUUGUUGGUGGUUGCCCCCACCCAGCUCAGGGUCUGGCUCCAGCAGUACCAUGACAAGUGCCAGGAGAUUUUACAUCAUGUCAAUUUGAUUCCUGCCAAAUGCCUUCAGAAGGGGGCUGAGGUCUCCAAUCCCCUCAUUGAAAAACUCAUCAGCUCACUGUUGGGAAUGUGUGAUUUGGAAGAGUUCCAGACCUGCCUGGUUCGGCACUGCAAGCAUGCAUUUGGCUGUGCACUGGUGCACACAUCUGGCUGGAAAGUGGUCUAUUCAGGGGACACUAUGCCCUGUGAUGCUCUGAUCCAGAUGGGGAAAGAUGCCACCCUUCUCAUACAUGAGGCCACUUUGGAAGAUGGUUUAGAAGAGGAAGCGGUGGAAAAGACACACAGCACGACUUCUCAAGCUAUUGGUGUGGGAAUGCAGAUGAAUGCUGAAUUUGUCAUGCUGAACCACUUCAGUCAGCGUUAUGCCAAGAUACCCCUCUUCAGUCCUGACUUUAAUGAGAAAGUUGGAAUUGCUUUUGACCACAUGAAGGUCUGCCAUGGAGACUUUCCUACGGUGCCCAAGCUGAUCCCCCCACUUAAAGCCCUAUUUGCUGGUGACCUUGAGGAGAUGGAGGAACGCAGGGAGAAGCGGGAGCUGCGGCUGGUAAGGGCGGCCCUGCUCUCUGGAGAAACUUCGCAUAAGAGGGCAUCUGGGGAUCAGCCUCCAAGUCCAAAGAGCAAGAAGGCCAGGGCCAAGUGA
Orycteropus afer afer is the source of this 2445-nucleotide messenger RNA. RefSeq names its product elaC ribonuclease Z 2 (gene ELAC2). Gene Ontology annotation, cellular component: mitochondrion. The record is from RefSeq and is a predicted model, not a curated record. The coding region runs from base 1 to 2445 and encodes 814 amino acids. Gene Ontology annotation, molecular function: 3'-tRNA processing endoribonuclease activity. NCBI's taxonomy places the organism in Eukaryota, Metazoa, Chordata, Mammalia, Tubulidentata, Orycteropodidae. Gene Ontology annotation, biological process: mitochondrial tRNA 3'-end processing. The transcript has 24 exons.